UAACCAUGCUUGGCUUGAUAAGUGCGAAGAACUAGCAGUUAUCGCAAUGCUCCCAUCUCUAUGAGGCAUGUACAUAUAAGAAAAAAUUAACAAAACGCGAACACCAUUAAAAUACAAUGCUAGACGGUUGGUACUGCAGAUCCCUGGCCAACCAGGAGGAUGGCGCCAUAAAGGACGAGCCGCCGAGCGACGACGAGCCUGCACAGCCCGCCAGAGAUCGCGUCCCGCCAAUUUCCCGCGGAGCAGCGCCCGCUAGCUCAUCCUCCGUUUCCGCGGGCCUGGGAGCAGGCGAGACUGACUUCAAGGAGCGCUACAAGAACCUCAAGAAGAAGCUGAAGUUCCUCAUCUAUGAGAACGAGUACUUCCAGGAUCUGUUGCACACCAACCAGCGGCGUCUGCUGAAGGUUUCCCGGGAUCGCACCUUCCUGCUGGACCGCCUGCUGGUGUACGAGAAGCCGGCCAAGGACUCUAGCGACUCGGAUGCCACCGACAGCUCCGAUUCGGAGCCAGCAUCAACGUCCGGCGCCGCCGGCGGAUCUCAGACAUCCAAGGACGCCAUUCGGCGCAAGCACAAAGACAAGGGGGCACCGGGAAUUCCAGGUGUGCCUCCGCACAUGCCCACAGUGGGCGCCCCACGCGGUCGAAGACGGAAAAUCCUAACCGGAAUGUUGCCCGCGAACCAUGGAAUCCCAGCAAUCGCUGCCAAAAAGCAACUUACCGCUACGGUUUCACCUUCACAGCAGCCUCCGCAACUACAGACUGCUCCGAAGGAUGUUUCGCCCGGCCUGAGCCAAGCGGAGAUUGCCCGCCAGCUGCAGGAGCGACGACCCACGCCGUUGGAGCUAAUGAGUCCGGAGUGCACUUCAGCCACCGUGCCCACAACGAUGCUCAGCGAUGAGAGCCCCUCUAAGUGUUAUCCCAAUGAGAGCCUGCAGCAUCUGAUGGAGGACGACUCACACUCGCACGAGGUGGCCGCCGAGGAGUGCGUGCCCAUGGAGUACACAAGCUAAUAUUUUUUACUGAGUUAAAUACGAAAAGCUAAUAAAUUAACUAGAUCCAACUGGAUUGAUAAAUUA
This is a messenger RNA of Drosophila simulans, 1076 nucleotides long. Its product is annotated as INO80 complex subunit E. Lineage: Eukaryota; Metazoa; Arthropoda; Insecta; Diptera; Drosophilidae. The coding region runs from base 117 to 1010 and encodes 297 amino acids. Gene Ontology annotation, biological process: chromatin remodeling. The record is from RefSeq and is a predicted model, not a curated record. Gene Ontology annotation, cellular component: Ino80 complex; nucleus. The transcript has 3 exons.